This is a messenger RNA of Naegleria fowleri, 1134 nucleotides long. RefSeq lists its product as uncharacterized. Gene Ontology annotation, molecular function: protein binding. The coding region runs from base 1 to 1134 and encodes 377 amino acids. The record is from RefSeq and is a predicted model, not a curated record. The transcript has a single exon. NCBI's taxonomy places the organism in Eukaryota, Heterolobosea, Eutetramitea, Acrasida, Naegleriidae.
AUGAAAUUUUCAAUCUUUACCUCUCUGACAUAUGCCAUGAGCCACAAAGAUGAUGAUGUCUUUGAAUUUCGAAACAACAACACCAUUCCGUCACAAGUUGAUGAUGAUCAUCUUUGCUCCAACAGUCAGGAUCGAACAAAGAAUCAUUAUAUUCAAGAAGUACCCGAUAAAGAAAUGAAAUACUUGUCAGAAGAAAAUUCAGAUCCAAACUCAACAAGCGCACCAUUCCAUCAUCAUCACCAGUAUCGCGAGGAUGAUGAAAUUAUUUUCGGAAUCUUUCAUGAAAUUCCUUUAGAAGUGAUUGUGACUCAUAUUUUUCCAUGUAUGGAAUUUACAUGGUUGCACCGAGUGGCAUAUUCAGUUUGUAAAAAUUGGAUGCAAAGUGUUAGAAAUUCAACACGAUCCACUGUUCGUUUUUUAUUCGAUUCACAAAAAAGUUCAGAAAGUUUUAUUGCAGCAUGUCAAUAUGGAAGAUUUUCAAAUGUCAAAUCUUUUUUGUUUGGUGGAAAAUUAUUAGCUCAAUAUUUGCCCAUGAUUGUGAACUGUAAAUGUUUAAUUUCUCUCAAAGAAUUAGAUUUAGGAUAUAGUAUUGGACCAAAUGGAGCGCCUGUGAUUGCGACAAGUCAUGUCAUGCGACAAAUUGAAAGAAUUGAUUUUUCAGGAAAUUGUAUUUAUGAUGGAGGAUUGAUUGCACUUGCAAAAUCUGAAUAUUCGAUCAAUUUACAAAGUUUAUCUGUUCCUGAUAAUGGUAUUCGAGGAGGAAGUCUCCAACACGUUUUGCAAGGAAAUUUAACAAGUUUAACAUUCCUUGAUUUGAGUGGAAAUAAUCUUUCGAACGAUGCCCUCAAAUAUUUCUCACACAAUAAUUUAACCAAACUCAAAACAUUGUAUUUAAAACGAUGUCAUCUUACGAGGGAGCAAGCAAAGACCUUUUCAGAAGCCAUUUUCCCAAGUUUGACUGAUUUAGAUCUCGAACAAAAUUCAUUACGCAACGAAGGAGCUAUUACCCUCUCGAAAGGAGAAACAUUUAAAAAGCUCAUACGCUUGAAUUUGAUGAAAAAUUGUGUCAAGAGAGAUGCCGCAGAAAUUGUGUAUUGUAACAUUGUCACACUUGUCGAGUUUCAUUGGCAAUAA